Acanthisitta chloris (rifleman) is the source of this 971-nucleotide messenger RNA. It is a transcript of the gene MRPS30, whose product is annotated as mitochondrial ribosomal protein S30. NCBI's taxonomy places the organism in Eukaryota, Metazoa, Chordata, Aves, Passeriformes, Acanthisittidae. The transcript has 5 exons. The record is from RefSeq and is a predicted model, not a curated record. Gene Ontology annotation, molecular function: structural constituent of ribosome. Gene Ontology annotation, cellular component: ribosome; mitochondrial large ribosomal subunit; mitochondrion. The annotation marks the transcript as partial. Gene Ontology annotation, biological process: translation.
AGGCCGUUCCUCUACCGCGACCAGGAUCACACUCCCGGCCCGUUCCUCACGCAGCUCGUUUCCACGCUCGCCGCGUUCCUGUCGGGUCACAACCCGCUGCUGGCUGCCUCCUCCCUGGAUCUAAACCCUGAGGUUAACUAUUACUGGCAUCAUGGUGAGGAAGUUGUUGUUCAUGGAUAUCGAAAGGGGAGAGUUGAUCCCGUGCGAUUUCAGAUCGAUGAUAAGCCACACCUCCAGAUUCGUGUACCCAAGCAGCUUCCUGAGGUUGUACCCCUGGAGUCAGAUCUUGGAGAUGUUCCUGUUAUUGACCAUAAACCAUCGAAACUGCCAUUGUUCAAAAAGCAGUAUGAAAAUAAGGUGUUUAUAGGAUCUAAGGUUGCAGAUCCAUGCUGUUAUGGACAUACCCAGUUUCAUCUUAUUCCUGAUAGACUGAAACGAGAGAGGCUUAUAAGAGCACGUCUGGAGGAUCAGAUUGAAGUUGUUAAUCGGUCAAAUGGUAUUGCAAGUCUCUUUGCCUGGACAGCAGCACAAGCAAUGUAUCAAGGAUUCUGGAGUGAAGCAGAUGUGACUCGUCCUUUUGUAUCACAGGCCGUAGUGACUGAUGGAAAAUACUUUGCUUUCUUUUGUUACCAGCUAAACACUUUAGCACUAACUGCAGAAACUAUCAAAAAUAACCCUCGAAAGAAUAUCUGUUGGGGUACAGACAGUAAGCCACUGUAUGAUGUUGUGGAAGAUGGUAAUGUGAAAGGCUUUAAUGAUGAAGUUCUGCUUCAGUUGGUUCGUUUUCUACUAAACAGACCAAAAGAGUUGUAAAUCAUUAAACAAAUACUCCUUUGUAUGUACCUAACUUCAUUGUAGCUCUUUCAAGUAUGAGCUAGAAUAUGCCUUGGUUUUAAGUCAAGUAUGUGUCUAGCAAGCACUAUAUACGUAUUUUUAUGUUAUUUUGGCCUUAUUUCUUGUAUUUUAAAUGU